AAAGGGUUUGCUGGAAUGGGAAAUCUUCUUAAAGUCCUUACAAGGGAAAUAGAAAACUGUCCUCAUUUUUUUCUGGAUUUUGAAAAUGCACAGCCUACUGAAUGUGAAAAAGGAGUUUGGAAUCAAGUCAAUGCCGUACUGCAGGAUUCUGAAAAUGUCCUCACUGGUCUUCAAGCUUACAAAGGAGCUGUGCAAGAGAUAAGAGAAGCAAUACAAAAUCCAAAUGAUAUCCAUCUACAAGAACAAGCAUGGAAUGCUGUUUGCCCUUUAGUUAUAAAACUAAAGAGGUUCUAUGAAUUCUCCUUAAGACUAGAAAAAGCUUUACAGAGUCUGUUGGAAUCGCUAACAUGUCCGCCCUAUACACCAACUCAGCACCUAGAGAAAGAACAGGCUCUAGCAAAGCAGUUUGCUGAAAUUCUUCAUUUUACUCUUCGCUUUGAUGAACUCAAGAUGAGAAAUCCGGCCAUUCAGAAUGACUUCAGUUACUACAGACGAACAAUAAGUCGCAACAGGAUAAACAAUAUGAAUUUAGACAUUGAACAUGAAGUAAACAAUGAAAUGGCCAACAGGAUGUCGCUUUUUUAUGCUGAAGCUACGCCAAUGUUAAAAACUCUAAGCAAUGCCACAACUGCAUUUGUGUCUGAGAACAAAACAUUACCACUGGAGAACACAACAGAUUGCUUAAGUACUAUGGCAAGUGUUUGCAAAGUUAUGUUGGAAACUCCGGAUUACACAAGCAGAUUCAACAGUGAAGAGACUUUAUUGUUCUGUAUGAGAGUCAUGGUGGGAGUAAUUAUUCUUUAUGAUCAUGUACAUCCUGCAGGUGCCUUUACAAAAUCUUCCAGAAUUGAUAUGAAGGGUUGCAUAAAGGUUCUUAAAGAACAACCAGCAGAUAAUGUAGAGGGCCUUCUCAAUGCACUCAAGUUUACCACAAAGAGUCUGAAUGCUGAAACAACUCCAAAAACUAUUCGGGCUAUGCUUCAAUAAAGAAUGCUCAAGGAAGAGGAUCAAUGUGCUGACCUCAAAAGAUGUAUAUGUUUACAUAAUUUAAAACAUUUGAUAUUGAUACUUGUGUAUUUACAUAGAUGUACCCUUCAGUUUAUAAACAGAAGAUAUCUUUAUUCAAAAGUAAAUUUCAAAUGCUGUUAUUUUAUAAAGCACACAUGAUUAAUGCCUUAUGAAACAUGCAAAACUGCACAGUGCACAGUUUUUUCUUUUCAACUUUACUUUUAACAGUACAGUUGUAAUACCCAUUCUAAUGAUUUUCAUCAAUAUAAUCACAGUUUUGAACAAUAACUUAUUUUCCAAACACUGUUUUAAAAAAACAUUCUAUAACUUUUGAGAUGACACUGGAAAAAUUAUGUUUGUUGGAAAAAAAUUUGAAAAGGCAUUUGUAAUGGCAUUAAUAAUGUUUUGCUGUAGUCAUAAUUUUAAAUAAAAAUGUAGACAAUGUCUAUCAAUGGGACGUGUUUAAAGUAAAAGUUAAACACUAUUUUUGUAAAAAAAAAAAAAAAAAAAA
Polypterus senegalus (gray bichir) is the source of this 1519-nucleotide messenger RNA. It is a transcript of the gene cyria, whose product is annotated as family with sequence similarity 49 member A. The record is from RefSeq and is a predicted model, not a curated record. The transcript has 10 exons. The coding region runs from base 16 to 987 and encodes 323 amino acids. Gene Ontology annotation, biological process: regulation of actin filament polymerization. Lineage: Eukaryota; Metazoa; Chordata; Cladistia; Polypteriformes; Polypteridae. Gene Ontology annotation, molecular function: small GTPase binding.